Molecule: messenger RNA, 1470 nt
Organism: Dacryopinax primogenitus
Lineage: Eukaryota; Fungi; Basidiomycota; Dacrymycetes; Dacrymycetales; Dacrymycetaceae
Product: ubiquinol-cytochrome C reductase complex core protein 2
Exons: 4
Coding region: 50-1315 (421 amino acids)
Cellular component (GO): mitochondrion
Molecular function (GO): metal ion binding
Source: RefSeq, a predicted model, not a curated record
CCGUUCCUCCGCCCUCGCCUUCUCCCCCCCUUUAGCCCGUCACAGAGCGAUGCUCGUCCAACGACGGGCCCUCGCCGCCGCCAUCCGCGCCCACUCCUCACGGACGUACGCAACCGCCCCAUCAGGUCCAACCGUCUUCGCCCAAGACAACGGUCAACCAACUUCUUCCAUUACCGUCCUCGUCAAGGCAGGCAGUCGUUUCGAGCCUGAGGGUCAUGCUGGGAUCGCUCAUGUGCUCAAGCAUUUUAGCUUCAAGAGCUCGAAGGAGAGGUCGGCGUUGCGCACCGUACGAGAGGCCGAGCUGUACGGGGGUAUCCUAUCCGCUACUCUGACACGGGAGUACCUUGCCCUGACGGCAGACUUUUUGCGUGGGGAUGAGGGCUUCUUCCUCCCCCUUCUCGCAUCCUCCGUCGUCUCCCCAAAGUUUGUCAACCAUGAACUCCACGAGCUUGUCUGGCCUAGCGUCAUGACGGAGACCGCAAACGCGAUUGUAAGCGGAGAGUACACGGCGCUCGAGCUGGCACAUGCGCUCGCCUUCCGCUCCGGAUUGGGUCACGCCCUGCUCAACCCGCCCCACGCGCAUGCGCCUUCCAUCGAAGCUGUGAGGGACUAUGCGAGCAAGGCGUUCACCACGUCCAACGUUGUUAUCGUUGGUACCGGUCUCACCCAAGAGAAAUUGGAGACGCUUGCCAGCCACCACUUCCCCCUGUCGAGCGGAACGAGCCUCACCUCGCCUGCAACCAAGUACUACGGCGGUUCGACCGUGUCGCCUUCGCUCCACCCCACCCUUUUUGUCGGGUAUGGUAUCGCAGGUGCUCCCAGUGCUGGUCUCUCCACCCUCGCUGCACACCUCGCCGUCAAGCCCCAUCUGCCGUGGUCUGACGGGCUGUCUCCUCUCUCUUCUCUUCCAAAGUCCGUCAGCACCGAAUCCGUCCUGAUCCCGUACAGCGACGCAACCCUGUUCGGCGUGCUUAUCAGUGCCAAGGACAGUGCCGGUCUCAGGCAGGGUGGUGAGGCCGUCGUCAAGGCGCUUAAGGAAGCUGCUUCUGGUGGGCUGAGCCAGGAGCUGGCUGGCCGCGCGAAGGCGCGUGCAAAGUUCGCUGCUGCGAGCCUCGAGGAAGGCAAGGCUGGUGUGCUCGCCAAGGGUGCCGCUCAGCUGGAGGGCAAGGCCUGGACCAACCUAGUGGACCAAGUCGAGAAGCUGGAUGUGAAGGCGUUGGGCAAGUUUACCACUGACCUGAUGAAGACCAAGCCCACCGUUGUGGCACUUGGUGAUAUCAACACGCUUCCACAUGCCGACGAGAUUGGCUUGUAAUCGCUGACGUGUCUCCGGAGAGGCGUAAAGCUAAAUAUUACAUAGUACCUUCUACGCAGCCGCCCUAAACGCCUUCUUACCUUUAUUCACAACCCAAAAGAGGCUGUUUCUUUUCGCCUGCCUUGUACCUAAACGCGAAAUGAGAAGCUAUUCAC